AUGCGUGCCCUCGCGCUUGUUGGUGCUCUGAUGAGCACUGCCUUGGUUCUUCCGGCAGGCGCAGCAUCACAGAGUACCUCCAACACCACCUGCGACCCUGGCAAGACUAUGCCUGUCUCUGUCCCUAUUUCAGCACUGCCAGUCAUCAGCUCAGUUGUCAAUUCGGAGAUUCCUGUUCCGACAAUCGUUCCAGUGCCUGAUGUCUCUGUCCCCGUAUAUGGUCAAGACACCAGCUCUCCCGUUUCUGUUGGACACUCUUCCGAGGAUAUCACCACCACCAUCAUCAAAACUGGACCAGCAAAGACUAUCACCCGCUCCUUGAAGCGAAUCUCGGUCUCAGAUGCCACAUCAGCUUUGGUGACAGGCCCGAAGAGUGUCGCUAUUCCAACCUUGUCGAGUGUUCCUGAUGCCGUCGCUUCAGAAGAGACUGCUGUGGGCGUGCCUAUUGCUGCCACAACUACAACGAUUCCGUCACGCUCAGCCUCGAGAAUAAAGAGACCCUCAACAACAUCAAUGCUUGAUUUAGGCUCAGACUCUAUCGUCACCAUCAGCAAGUCUUUGGGUUCCGAUUCUUUUGUUGAAUGGACAAAGACUAUAGCCUUGGUUCCGUCGCUCCCAGAUCUGACUGAACCAACCUCUGGUGAUUUCACCGUCUCAUUUGGGGCAAGCACAACAAUAUUCUUCACCCCUGAGCCUUUGGCUGGACCCGCCUCUAGCAGUUCGGACCCCAUCUCGAUAUUGCCAGUUCCAUCCUCAUCACCUUCAACGGGCUGGGAGACUGUUUGGGACGGCAGCCCGGCACCUGUUGAAACAACUCCACCAGUGUCAUCUGUAUUGAUGUCCCAAAUUCCUGAAAACACUGCCACUGGAGUUCUCGGGACCUCGGGUGAGCCUACUUUUGUCAAGCCUACAGUGGUUGAGCCUACAGUGGUUGAGCCUACAGUGGUUGCGCCUACAGUGGUUGCGCCUACAGUGGUCGAGCCUACAGUGGUCGAGCCUACCAGCACCGAGGCCAUUGACCUUCCUCCCACAGCUGUUGUACCUUCAAUCAGCUUGAUCACAGUCCCUUACUCGUUCCCUGCCUACGCGCCCUUGGAACCCUCGACUACUACAACUGAUUUGAUCACCUCGUUGCAGCCAUCAACAGCCCCCGCAAUUGUUGUUUUUACCCUCCCUGGUGAUGGGCUAGGCGAGCCUCGUGUGGUCACACUUACCACAAACUUGCCCGUUGUGAACGGAACUCCUUGGUUGCCGACAUCCCCAUCCAGCUCAGUAGCCGAUGUUGUGGUGACAUACACCAUGCCAGGCGGGUAUGGGCACUCAUCAUCUGUCGUGACUUUCACGACCUCAAGGCCCGUAUCAACAAAGUCUCACGUCAAAUCUUCUCCAAGCAUUUCUGGGAGCAAGUCACAAACAUCCUCUACCAAGGAAUCAAUCACCAUCGCUACUUAUGGCCCUUGGCCAUCGCCUACUCUCUCCCCCAGCAAAACUAGCACCUCCUCAUCUAAACAUCAUUCAGUCACCUCGGUGUCCUUGUCAAGUGGUGGACCGAGGCAUACCUCAAACCAUCAAACUGGCACUACCCCGUUCACAAACUCGACAAUCUCAGAAUCCAUGUCGGUGACAAUUGCACCCAGCGGCUCUGGCAUUCUGUCAUCAGCUGUCACAGACUUUCCUGCAGCAAGUGAUUCACGAAGCAUGCCUGUUGGUACCGGGGUCUCGUUUUCGCUCCCAAUCACGUCCUCAGGAGUGACUUCGAUGUCUCUUGGAUCAAGCACCAGACGCACCACAACGCGAGGAACAGGAAUCAGCUCCUCGGGGGACACGUUUACCAGUGCUGUCGGCACCCCUUUCCGCCCAUCUCCAGCUCCCAGCGUGACUGCACCUCCACCUGGGUCUUCCAACAUAAGUGGAACGGGUUCUGUUGUAGUGCCCACACAUACUGGCCCCAUCCUGCCUGCACAGUCGUCAAUCAAUGCCACAGGUUCAUUUUCUUCAAACAUCACCACGGCGCCGCUUAGUGGAGCUGGUCAAUCAGUCACCGUCAAUUCCACAGCCUUCGGCGUCCCUCCUCAGGUCACACCGACGAGUGGGCCUGGCCAAGGGGGUUUCAACAGUACAGGCCGCUCGACCUCUGCAGCUCCAACUGGGACUUCUUCGUCAAUAUCAUCUAGUUCUUCAGUAUUUCUCCUGAACGGCACAUUGACUGCAGUCAGCGGCGUGUCCACCUCGACGCGGCCCAGUAUGUCCCAAGGUAACUCGGGAGCUUCAGUUCCAUUGGAAACUUCAACCCCCAUCAGUGUUGGCUUGUCCACCGCAGUGAACGCCACCUCAGCUUCGAUCACUUCGGCUACAAGCUCGACACGUCUUGAGCAGACUCAAGCUGGUCCAGGAGUUUCUACCUCACUCCCGGAGCCAACAGAAACAGCGGUUGGCCCCGUUCAAUCCCAAAAUGUUACCUUGUCUCUAUCGGCUUCUGGGAACUUGACUUCGUCUGCGAGCGCCACUACUGGCCCGAUCUCUACCACUGCUUCUACCCGUGGUCAAGGUCAAGGAGGGGUCGAUCUAUCAACUGCAGGGUUGUCAAACACAACAUCACCCGACACCUCCACAACCAUCAGCCAGGGAGGCGGCUCGCCAUUGCAGUCCCAAGACUCAGCAGCAUCAGCAAAUGCCACAUCCGGUACGAAUACUUCAAGCACAUCUACCGUCUCGCGAGUCGGCCAAACAGUGGGAGGCCCGUUUCCGACAAGCUCGACCGUUCCAGGUCGACAAACACAAGGCGGUGAUGCUGGUGAAGCACCAACGACAACAAAUGUCUCUGCGAACAGCAGCGAUACAUUAACAUUGACAACAAGUCGAGCCGUCCAGACUCAAGGUGGGGUUUCCUCUGCUUUGACUGCAAUCAACGAGACCACAGCGGUCACCCCCUCAUCAGCUCGCCAGCCUCAGAGCCAAGGUGCUGCUAGCACUUCACCAACAGCAACCUGGCCUCCAAUGACCACGCAGUCUAUAAACGGCACCGGUAUUAAUUCAGCAUCUGCGGGUGUCAACAGUUCGUCCGCCAUACCUCCAUUGAGCCAAGGCAAUUCGCCUGCCCCUACCACAAGCGCUCCUCGCAGUCAAGGAGGCCAAGGAGGGCAAUCCACGCAAAUUGCGACUGAUAAUUCCUCAGGAAAUGCAUCAUUGACCACACAGGCAAGCAGCACAGCUUCGUCGGUGGGCCAAAAUGCACAGUCGCAAACGACAUUAGCCACGGUCGUCAACCCUGCUACAAACUCGACCACCGCUAUUCCUGCAACCGGCACGGGAUCUCCUUUGUUUUGCGGGAAUGAAUGGGAUCGUGGAAAUGAGACUAUCAACUUUGAUGAUAGAGCUGCACUCCAAUGGUCUAACCCGACUUGGGCAAUGCCUCUGUUUGUGCCUUACCAUCGCCUUUACUUCUCUGAUGGGUUUAGCAUUGUUCCACCUCCCAACCAGACACACAAUCCAUCUUCUGGUAACAACAUGACCAUGUGGUCACCCCCCAACUCAUCAGUCACAGCAGUAGGGCAAAUUGGUUUUGGGCCUCUGAGCGACAACAGCUGCUUCCGAUUCAAUCCACUUUCAUUCGACCUUGGCUGCAACACGACUGAGAACUACUGCCGCUUCAACAUAAGCGGCUUACGAUAUGACGGUGUGUCUGAACAAGAACAACAAGUAUCCCAGUUCGAGGUAUCAUUCCCGUCAUGCAGUGCCAACAACUUUACGAACUGCAGCCUCACAACUGUUAACCUGAGUCGAGACAAUUUAACGGACCUCACCUCCAUCACAUUUGACAACAUCGGGAACAGUUCAAGGGUCUGGUUUGGGGACGACUUCAAAUUUGCUUGGGCAAAUGAUACUUGCGAAGCAGGAAGAUGUCGAGCCUUAGUUCCCAAUCUUUCCCAUCGAGUCCGUGCCGCGCAUUUUCGGUCUCCAAGACGAAGGUUUCUGCACCACGAGGGGGCUGCGGUUCACUUGUCAGCCUCGCAGUGGUUCCGGGGAGUUCUAGGCGCAGCAUGA
This is a messenger RNA of Pyricularia grisea, 4044 nucleotides long. RefSeq lists its product as uncharacterized. The coding region runs from base 1 to 4044 and encodes 1347 amino acids. The transcript has 3 exons. The record is from RefSeq and is a predicted model, not a curated record. NCBI's taxonomy places the organism in Eukaryota, Fungi, Ascomycota, Sordariomycetes, Magnaporthales, Pyriculariaceae.